Messenger RNA from Salvia splendens (bonfire salvia), 1944 nucleotides. Its product is annotated as UDP-glycosyltransferase 75C1. Gene Ontology annotation, molecular function: quercetin 3-O-glucosyltransferase activity; quercetin 7-O-glucosyltransferase activity. Bases 436 to 1809 code for a protein of 457 amino acids. The record is from RefSeq and is a predicted model, not a curated record. The transcript has a single exon. Lineage: Eukaryota; Viridiplantae; Streptophyta; Magnoliopsida; Lamiales; Lamiaceae.
UGUAAUUGCAUCUCUUACUCUAAUUAACAAGGACCUAGAAACACAAGCAAACCUUAACUAAACAAAAUGACAAUUUUUGCUUCGAGAUUGCAAGCUUAUUCCAUUGCAUCAUGAUUCACCAUUUCCUUGUCCUUUUGUCUAUCACGUGCAUGAUUUUGCAUACCUCUUUUUGAUCAUGAUUGAAACAAGAAGGAAAAUCCAUCUUUGAUUUAUUAAUUGAAUCUCAACCUCAAAAUCUCACUUUUUUAAUCAAACCUGCAGCAAGGAAAAUUCAUCUUUGAUUUUGCACUCGUCAGUCGUCACCUCAAACGUCAUGACACACUCAUCCCUCCACUACUUAUCCCAAACUUUUAUGAUAUCUACACAUAUUUAUACAUUCCAACUUUCCAAUUCAUCACUUAAGAUGUGCAUAUAUAGGAAAUCCUUCCUUGACCAAUGGAAAACCACCACGUGCUCAUAGUAACCUUGCCAGCACAAGGCCACAUCAACCCUUCCCUCCAAUUUGCCAAGAAGCUCAUAAAAACGGGCGUCCACGUCACCUUCGCCACCAGCCUCUCCGCGCGGCGGCGCAUGGCGGAGACCGCCGCCAACAAGGGCCUAAACCUCCUCACAUUCUCCGACGGAUACGACGACGGUUACAAGCUCAGCGACGACACCAAAAAAUUCAUGACUAGUAUACGAAGCAACGGCUCCAAGGCCUUGAGAGACGCCAUCGCCGCCGCAGCGGAGGAGGGCCGCCCCGUCACGUGCCUAAUCUACACUAUCCUCCUCCCCUGGGCGACGGAGGUGGCGCGUGAGCUCCAUAUCCCCAGCACGCUCCUCUGGAUCCAACCGGCCACCGUCUUCAGCAUAUACUACCACUUUUUCAACGGAUUUUCCGACGAAAUCACCCAAAAAUCGGAUAAUCCAGGCUGGAAAAUCGAAAUCCCCGGAGCUCCGCCGCUCUCGAAAACCGACCUUCCCACCUUCCUCCUCCCUUCUUCGUCCUCGGAAGCGCUUGCGGCGUUUAUGCAGCAGUUCGAAGCGCUCGAUGCCGAGCCGAGCAAGCCGAAGGUGUUCGUCAACACCUUUGACUCGCUCGAGGCAGAAGCGCUCACUGCGAUCGACCGCUACGAGCUGGUCGGAGUCGGACCGCUGAUUCCAUCCGCUUUCAUCGGCGGAGAGGAUUCGUGGGAGAAGUCGUUCGUCGUCGACUUCUUCGAGAAAUCCGAAGGCUGCAUCGAGUGGCUGAACUCGAAGCCGCAGUCGUCGGUGGUCUACGUGUCGUUCGGGAGCCUGCUGAGGCUCCCGAAGGCACAGAUGGAGGAGAUCGCGGCCGGCCUCCUUCGCUCUGGGAGGCCGUUUCUGUGGGUAAUGCGAGGCGAGGAGAAGGAGAAGGAGAGUGAGAAGCUGAGCUGCUUAGAAGAUUUGGAUAAGAUUGGGAAAAUCGUGACGUGGUGCUCCCAGCUAGAGGUGCUGACGCACCCCUCGCUGGGAUGCUUUGUCACGCACUGUGGGUGGAAUUCGACUCUGGAGAGCCUGUCGUGUGGGGUCCCGGUUGUCGCGUUCCCUCGAUGGACGGAUCAGGGGACGAAUGCGAAGAUGAUAGAGGAUGUUUGGAGGAUUGGGGCUAGGGUUAGAGCUAAUGAGGAUGGGAUUGUGGAGAGUGAGGAGAUUUGGAGGUGUGUUGAGGAAGUGAUGGAUGGUGGAGUCAAGAGUGUGGAAUUCAGGCAAAAUGCUAAUAAAUGGAAGGGAUUGGCCAGAGAAGCUGCGGCGGAAAAUGGAUCUUCCACCAUGAAUUUGAAGGUGUUUUUAAAUCAAGCAUGUUGAAGUCAUCAUUAGUAGGGAUGUUAAUCGGACUGGACUAAUAUGUCUGGCCGGAAUUAGAAAAUUAAUUCUUCCUUCCUAUGAAUUAAGUUUAACUAAAGCUAGUGCUAAUAUAUAUGCCUUGAUCUUGUAAAUUGA